GUGCAUGUGAAGGAACGCUAGCCUGUUCAACUUGUCAUUUAAUCUUUGAAGACCACAUAUUUCAGAAACUAGAUGCCAUUACUGAUGAGGAGAUGGACAUGCUUGAUCUGGCAUAUGGUCUCUCAGAAACGUCACGCUUAGGCUGCCAAAUCUGCUUGAAGAAAUGGAUGGAUGAUAUGACUGUUCGAGUACCAGAAGCUGUUGCUGAUGUUAGACAAUCAGUAGAUAUGAGUAAAAACUCCUAA
Pterocles gutturalis (yellow-throated sandgrouse) is the source of this 245-nucleotide messenger RNA. RefSeq names its product adrenodoxin, mitochondrial. The annotation marks the transcript as partial. The record is from RefSeq and is a predicted model, not a curated record. Gene Ontology annotation, molecular function: 2 iron, 2 sulfur cluster binding. The transcript is spliced from 2 exons. Gene Ontology annotation, cellular component: mitochondrion. Gene Ontology annotation, biological process: positive regulation of oxidoreductase activity; P450-containing electron transport chain. NCBI's taxonomy places the organism in Eukaryota, Metazoa, Chordata, Aves, Pterocliformes, Pteroclidae.